CCAGUUUCCAAGAUGCACUUGUGUUUGACAGCAGCAGUCAGAAGAACAACGGAUCGGUGCCGCAGGAGAACGGCAUCAAGAAACACAGGCUAAACACAUUGCAAUCCUGAGAUCCUCUGGCUAUGAAAACCGGAACACGUCCACAUACAAUGAUACAACUCUGCCAUGGACCGGCUCCGUCAACACCGAAACUCCAGCUCCUGGGACUGCCGCAAAACAACCUAAGGCCCAGUGUGUUCUUCAGGGUGCAAAACCCAAAACGUCAGCAACCUCCACCCUCUGUCUGGGCACAGCUGCAUCACGGCGUCUCAUCGGCAGGGAUAAGGUGAAGGCUCCGGUGAGCUCGACUCCCCGUAAAGGAGCCCUGGUCAGUGGUUCACAGGGGCAAAUACGGUGCUCGCCUGUCCCCCCCCUCUUCUACCUGAGGACCUGCUGCCGGCCAACAGGUUGGACAUCUUAGUCUGCAGGAAUUCCCUCCUGUGGGCCCAGGCUUCAACCCACCACCUUCACCCAUACCUCCGACCAGCUGUGGCUCUCAGCUGACCAAGGAUGCCCAGCCGGGCCCCUGUCGACCACCUGCAUCAGGAGCAGCCGUCGCCUAGCAACAUCAACAAAAGGCUCCGUCAGGUCUGCGUACCCAGGACGUCAUUACCCGCGCCCAUGUUUUGCAGAAACAGCCUCGGUGUCUGGAGCAUCCUGAAGAAAUGCAUCGGAAUGGAACUCUCCAAGAUCACGAUGCCCAUCGUGUUUAACGAGCCUCUGAGCUUCCUGCAGAGAAUCACAGAAUACAUGGAACACACAUACCUCAUCAACAGAGCCUGCUCGAUGCCCGACUCCAUAGAACGCAUGCAGGCAGUAGCUGCUUUUGCCGUGUCAGCAGUUGCAUCUCAGUGGGACAGAACUGGAAAGCCCUUUAACCCUUUGCUGGGAGAGACCUAUGAACUCACCAGAGAUGAUCAAGGUUUCCGGCUGGUAUCGGAGCAGGUAUCCCAUCAUCCCCCAGUCAGUGCCUUCCACGCAGAAAGUCUGGUCGGAGACUUCGUCUUCCAUGGAUCCAUCUACCCCAAACUCAAGUUCUGGGGGAAGAGCAUCGAGGCUGAGCCUAGAGGAACCAUCACACUAGAGCUGCUCAAGCACAACGAGGCGUACACAUGGAGUAACCCUUCCUGCUGCAUACACAACGUCAUCAUAGGCAAACUAUGGAUAGAACAAUAUGGCACAGUGGAAAUAGUCAACCACAGCACUGGAGAUAAGUGCGUGUUGAAUUUUAAGGCAUGUGGGUUGUUUGAGAAAGAGCUGCAUAAAGUGGAGGGAUACAUCCAGGAUAAGAAUAAAAAGAAGCACUGUGUCAUCUAUGGGAAGUGGACUGAGUGCAUGUGGAGCGUCGACCCUCAGGCCUACGAGGCUCACAAGAAGUCGGAAAAAAGAGGAGACAUCAAGAAGCACAAACAUGAGGAGCAGCAGGGAGCCGAGAACGAUGAUGCAGAUGAUAUGCCUGAAGUCCAGGAGACGGUUUCUGUUGUACCAGGAAGCACUUUGCUGUGGAGGAUAGACUCCAGACCGGAACACUCUGCUGCGAUGUACAACUUCACCAACUUUGCAAUGUCGCUCAAUGAGCUGGAGCCCGGCAUGGAGGCCAUCUUGGCCCCCACAGACUGUCGCUUCAGGCCUGACAUCAGAGCCAUGGAGAAUGGCAACAUGGACGAGGCCAGUAAGGAGAAGGAGAGACUGGAGGAGAAACAGCGAGCUGCCCGCAAGGAGAGAGCCAGGAGUGAGGAGGAGUGGUCUACAAGGUGGUUCCAGAUGGGCACUAACCCGUACACCAACUCCAUGGGCUGGCUGUACACCGGCGGCUACUUCAAUAGGAACUACAAAGACCUGCCUGAUAUCUACUGAUAGCCUGCUGGCCUUCAUUUUCCUCCUCUUCCUCCUCUAUAACCUGCUAUGACCUGCCUGUCAGGAAAUGGAGAGAAAUGCUAGAAUCCGCACACCACCUUCAUCGCACUGCCUUCAUCACCAUCACCUUUAAACGGACCGACAGAUUGACAAGCAGCUGCGACCUGCUCGACAUCCGCCGAGUCGUCAGGUCUUUUUAUCUCCACUUCAGUCUCCUUCUCGUCAUCUUGUGUGAUCACAUCACACUGCAACCAGCAGGCGUUUCCCAUCUCUCUGCCCCGGCAUCGUUUAGAGCACAAGAACCAUUUUAUCCCUGAUAAAUUGCAGCGGCAGAGAGCUGGUACGUGUGAAAUGGCGGUUAAACAAACCCACAAACUCACAGAUCAAACCUGAAUGUUCUUUACAAUCAAACUUUCUCCUUUGAAAAACCACCCACAAGGCAGGACGGCAACAUUUAAAACCGUCACAUAUUACAUUAAGGAGUGUGAGUAGAAAAAAAACAUGAAGUAAAACAUAAUGAUCACAUGGAUGGAUGUAUGGAUCUGGACAGUCAGUCAACAGGGGAAUCAGGGAUGUGAAUGCUCCUUUGACUGAAGAUGAACCUUGAGGAUGCUUUUUCUUUUUUUUCUUUUUUUUGAAUACUAAAUAUAAAUAAUAACAGUUGACAUUGUGCUCUUUGAGGAACAAAAUUAGAAAGAAAUAAUGUUUGUUGAAUUGGUCAAGAUGAAUUGAAUGCAAGCCUGAGCUCAUUAUCGUCCACUAAAACAUUUAGUAUCCUCCGUUACCCUCCCAUCAACCUUCUGCUUGAGUUUAUGUAUUAAAACAACGUCAAGACAACUGGCGGAAAGCCGACGUUUCCUCGACAGAAGGGUGGGAUGUGCAGCUUGAGUGGGAUCAUUUAUGCAGCUUGAUAACUGGCUGACUUUACUUAAGUCAUAGCUGAGAGUUACUGAUAUUAAAAACAGUCAAUUACAGAAUACCUGAUGUUUCAGCCUCCUGUUUUUAAAUCUUUGCGAGAAAAUGCAGAAAAGCUCUCAUGCUCAAAGCAAAUUUAAGGAACAGUUGUUUCCCCUCCACAGGCAGGUCAGAGGUCGGGGUCAAGGACACCUCAGCAGGUGUGUGAGCUUUAAUAUAAUAAUCAGAUUUAAGUAGUAAUAACUUCUUACAAAACCAUCCUGCUGGCCAUGUUAACUACAUGGAGAAGGUGGAUUAGCUGUGUGAAUGAUGGGAGUUUGACCAUGUGAACCCUUAGGAUUUACAUUCAUAUGAAUCUCUCACAUUAUAGCAGGAUUACAAAAGCAAACAGUCAUGUCAGUGUAAUAUAAGGCAACGUGCAACGCUAGAUAUGAUGCUGUCCGGCUGGGCUGGAUGUUAAAGAACGGAUAGAUUACUGAACAGGCGCAGAAGUCACCUACAAAAUGUCAUGUAAAGAAACAUAAAAUGACUAUAAAGUGACACAAAAGACUCAAGAACUCUUUUCCAUCAAACAUGGAACCAUUUCCAAAAGUUGGCUCUCAGCUUUUCUUAACCUGAAGUGCGAACCGUGACGACAUCAGUGUGCGUUUUAUAUUUACAAAUUGAAAGGAGAGGAUGGAAAAGGCAACAGUGGAGAAAUCAGUGUGCAGUGGACUGAUAUUUUUACCAAAAUAAAAAGCUUGGACAGCUAUUGAUAUCUGUGAUGAAAGAACAAAAGCUUGCAGGUAAUCAGUGCGAUUCGCCAUUUUGCUGAUACUGUUCACUUCCACUGUGCAUCGCCACAAGAAUCCUAAAUGGAACCAGUUCAAGAAACAGAGCUUAUUUGGUGGAAAAGAGACAAAACAUCAGUUUUUUAGUGUCUCUUCUGGUCUGGGUGUCUUGCUCUCACACAGAGAUGUGGGGCCUUUAACAUGUCUGAGUCCAGGGCCCUGUUGUCUCGUAAGCCAUCCGUUGUUUUUCUUCUGACACUGAUUGUAGAAAAAAAGGUGACCUGCCACAUAUUAACAGUGAGUUUCACCCCAAAACUAAAUUUUAUUAAAAAAAAAUAAAAUAAGGAGUACUCGAAUGAAUGUUAGUACACAGAAAGAAAGUAAAGACACUCCUGAGAGGGACUGUCCACAGCUCUGCGGCGGACAGGAGAGCGAAACAGCUGAGCACACUGGAUAUUAAGUAUUUGUACAGAAACUCUGAACUCGGUGAGUCGUCAACAUCCUGCGCACAGUGAUAAAUAAUCCCUUUACCUGUUGCUUUGCUCUAUUUGAAGCAGAUACAAAUCGGAGGUUGCGUGGCUCGUUUGUAUAAAACCAUGGUUUGUUUCGCAUCAGAAUUUAAAUUAAAUAAAUGUAUCAUGACCUUGUUACUAUAAUACACAAAUCCUUCACCCGACCUGCAGACCUGUGUGCACUGAUGAGGAUGUGACUGUGAGAAAACGACUAGUUUGAAGAGCUUUUGUGGAGUAAAAAACAAAGAAAAAGAGCCUCUCAGUUGUUCUCCUUUCAAUAACAGGAGAAACAUCUAUCGAGCUGCCCUAGUUAGUCCUAGAAACAUUAUUUUUAAUACGUUUCCCCACAUUUUCCUGCAUUGUGUUUCCUGCAGUUUAAAAGUCACGUUUUCAUCAGUGCAUUUAGGAGCUGCGACGUAUUUCACAAAUUCUAUGCAACUUUUGCACCUCAACAUGAACAAUACAUGUCUGAUAUGUUAUUGUACAGCAGCUUUACAUCCUCCCCUCACCCCCAACACACACACACACACACACACACACACACACACACACACACACACACACACACACACCUUUAGCCUCUCAUCUGUAGUCAGAUGUAUCUCCAGCUAAUGAUUUUGCCUUCUUAGUUUCUUAAUAUAUUCCAAAUAAUUGGAAAUAAUUAGAACUUUUGGGGACUACACAUCUUGGACCAACUUAACUUUUCAUUUGUGUGUUUUUUUAAAUUUAUUUCCAUGUCAUGCUUAAUGCCUUCUUUUUUUCGUUCCCGUGUUUGUUUUGUGUCUUUUAAUUUAUGUGUAUUAUUUAUGAUGUUUGAGGUUUUAUGAAAUACUUCUUUUGUCAUUUUUUUUUCUUCUUUUGCUUAUGUAGCUAAUUCAAACAGCUCUUGAGUUCUUUCACUUAAACAUGGAUCUGUUUCUUAGAGGAACAGAGCGUCUAAUCGGGGCUUGAAGUGAGCAUCAUUCACCAGCUUGUACAUUGUACCGUGGCUGUUGCUUCUGUCAGAUUACUAGCCGGUGCAGCGUGUAGGUAGAUUUGUCAUUAAUAAUUGAAACACUACUUGAGUUGAAGUUUACACAGGUCAAAUGCUACAAAUGAACAAACCUAUAGUUGAAAACAAGUUUUUGACCAUGAUGUAAUUUCAGCUAUUGAAUGGUCCACGCAGCGAGUAAACAUGGAGCGGUGUCAUUCACCAGUGCUGAUUCAGACUCCACCAGACUAACGUUACGCCAUUGAACUAGAUCUGUGUUGCUUUGAGUGUCGUUUCUUUCUUAUAAAAAUGUCUUUUGUUGAGUUUGACUCUCCUUCUCUUGGGCUGUGUCACGGGGUUGUCGAUGUUCUGUAUGAGUACAAGUGCUGCACAGAAAUAAUCACAAGCAAAAUGGCAUAUUAUUUUGUGCAACUGAUUUAUUUUUAUAGUAUUUAAACCGUUUUUGGUGAGAACAUUGUACCAGAUGUUUUAUUUUGAGGUGGGGGAGUGUAAGGGGUCAUAUCCAAUCUGUGGACAUCUUGGUAGAUUAAUGAGGGGGGAAAUGUCUACUAAUAAAAUCCUAAUUUCAGUUUA
This is a messenger RNA of Plectropomus leopardus (leopard coralgrouper), 5657 nucleotides long. NCBI's taxonomy places the organism in Eukaryota, Metazoa, Chordata, Actinopteri, Perciformes, Serranidae. The record is from RefSeq and is a predicted model, not a curated record.